This is a messenger RNA of Pichia membranifaciens NRRL Y-2026, 3012 nucleotides long. RefSeq lists its product as hypothetical. Gene Ontology annotation, molecular function: protein-macromolecule adaptor activity. NCBI's taxonomy places the organism in Eukaryota, Fungi, Ascomycota, Pichiomycetes, Pichiales, Pichiaceae. Gene Ontology annotation, biological process: endosome organization; organelle fusion; intracellular protein transport. The coding region runs from base 1 to 3012 and encodes 1003 amino acids. The transcript is spliced from 2 exons. The record is from RefSeq and is a predicted model, not a curated record. Gene Ontology annotation, cellular component: HOPS complex; endosome.
AUGUCGUUGGCUUCGUGGAGACAGUUCCCGUUCUUCGAGGGGACGCCUAUCAAGGACCCGUAUUACGGCUCUCCGGAUAAUGCGUUGUAUUCUGAUCCAACGAUAAGUGCCACCUGCUCUACGGGGAGACAUAUUGCUAUAGCGGUGGAGCAGACGAGGGUCAAACUCAUUAACUCACAGUUUGAAAAGGAGUACGAGUUUCAGUGUUAUGACAUAGGCUGGGCAAUAACAAAAUUAGCUUUCUUCCACGGCAACCCUGGCAAAAGCUCCAACAGAGGAUCCACUGCUGUUGCUAGUAACGGCUUUCUGGUGACAAUUGCCGAAAGGCAAGGACUCCCUCUGUCACUAAAACUAUGGAGCUUGGAUAAGUUAUUGAACCCACAUUACAACAUGAAAAAAUUUGACUACAACUCAAGCUAUCACACUAUUUGCACGAUAACCAACGGAUCGAACAACUACCCUAUGACCUGUUUUACCUAUUCUCUUGAUUACACUGCACUCACUUUUGGGUUCUCCAAUGGUACUGUGAUAUUGGUAAGAGGUGACCUUUUACAUGACAGAGGAUCGAGACAAAGAGUCAUUUACGAGAAUAAAGAACCUAUCACGUCAAUCAGUUUUAGAGAUGAAAUGACACUAUACAUUUGUACCGUCUCUAAAAUCUUCACACUUUCUACAACAGGGAAGAACAAUGGACACUGGGAUAAAAUCUUGGAUGAUAAAGAAGGAGCAGAUAUCGAUUGCAGCAGCACUUACACUGAAAGUAAUAACAGUAAAGGAAGAGCAUUGCUGGUUGCGAGAGAUAAUUGCUUCCAGUUUUACCACCUGAAGGGUAAAUCACAUUCCAUUCAAAUGAACAUACCGAAAAGAAGGUUAUACGUUUACAAGAACAGAUAUGCGCUUUUUCUUUCCUUUGUAAACUCAAAUUUGACUGAAUCAUCAAUAAUAUCCAGUAACAAACUCAUAGUUUUGGACAUGAAAAAUAAUUACAUAGUCUACAACCAAUCAAUUUCAAGCUCCAUUUUUGAAGUUUUCGAAUGUUGGAAUGAUCUUUAUAUGCUACUUUCGGAUGGAUCAUUGCUGAGGUUGCAUGAAAAGCCGAUAAAAGAAAACGUUAAUAUUCUCGUGAAAAGUGAUUUGUUUCAGAUAGCUAUCAAGUUGACAAAUGAGAGUUCAGAAGAAUUUUCACAAGAGGAAAUAAUGAAAUUGAAAAAGCGCUACGGGCUAUUUCUUUACGAUAAGGGUGAAUUUGCUGACUCCAUAGACCAGUUUAUUGAGUGUAUCCCAUUAGGUAAAACUAGUGAGGUGAUUUCAAAAUUCAAAGAGAGCUCAAAAAUUCAUCAUUUGAUAAAAUACCUCCAAAAAAUGGUAGAUUUGGAAAUAUCAACUCCAAAUCACAUAAACCUUUUGUUGACUUCGUUUUGCAAACUCAAAAAGAAUGAUGAGUUUGUAAAUUUCAUAAACGGUAUCAAAAUAGAUGACGAUUUUGAUAUAGUAGAAAAAUAUAAAGCUUUUGAUCUUAACCUGAUAAUUCAGUUAUGCAAAGAAAAUGAGUACUACGACUUGGCGUUGUUGAUAGCCGAAAAAUUCAAUCUGUCCCAAGUUGUAGUAUCAAUCCAAUUGAACGAUCUGCAUGACACUGUGUCCACAAUCACAUAUAUCACGUCCCUAAGCAUAGACGACUUAUUAAGAGUUGUGAUUGAUAACGUGAACGUAUUACUCAAUAACCUACCUAAUGAAACUACACAGUUAUUGAUUGAUGUUUUUACAGGAAACUACACACCUAAAUCAAGGGAUUUAGUAGUGAAAAAUGAAAUCAAUGAAAGUAAAAGUAUGACGACGUAUCCUUUGAUAACGUCGUACAAACAGUUUGUUUCCUUUAUGAGACUAAAAGAAGUUUCUCCAAUUAAACCGACCUAUCAACCACCAAAGCCACGGAUAAUUUUCUCAAGUUUUGUGAACCACAACUACGAAUUUGUCAUUUUUCUAGAGGCUUGCAUAGAAAGCUAUGAUGCCUUUGGUGGUAAUGUACAAGACAAAAAGGAUCUCAUGAAUACUCUUUACGAAAUGUAUUUGACUCUAGCAAAUGAAGAUGUAGAUAACAAGAUUGAUUGGGAAUUAAAAGCAAAGGCAUUACUUGACGGGAGAACUGAAUGGUCCGAAGAAGACAAAGUCUCAUUAUUGCUCAUCUCUAACAUGUAUGAUUAUAAUGAGGGUGAAAUGAUUAUUAGAGAAUCAACAGAUAACGUUGGCUCCAUUGAAGGCUUUGAACUUGACAUUUUUCGGUCUGCUGUGUUUUCAGGGAAUUUGGAAAAAUCAUUGGAAAUUGUCAACAAAUAUGGUGCGAAGGAACAUGAGUUAUUCAGACUUGCACUUACUACAUAUACCUCGAAUAAACAACUCAUGGAUACCAUUGGUGAGGAAAAUUUGAAGAAACUACUUACUACAAUUGACAAUCUGAAACUUUUCACUCCGCUUGAGGUAUUAGAUUGUUUAACAAGAGGAAAUGCUAACGUAAAACUAGGAUUGGUUAAAGAUUAUUUACUAAAAAAUAUAGAGAGACAAAAAUCGGGAAUAGAAAAAAAUGAAGCCCUGGUUGACGCAUAUGAACUCAAAUUAAAUGACCUUACUAGUCAGAUAAAAGAUUUACUUCAUAACCCAAAGCUCAUUAAUACAACACGAUGCUCAGUGUGCUCGGGUCAGCUUGAUUUCCCUAUCAUUUAUUUCAAGUGUGGACAUCAGAUUCAUGAAAGCUGCCUUAUUGAGAAUACCCAAAUAUCUUCGAUAAUCAAUGAGAACUCUAAUGAUGAUGAAAAUGUUUCGUGCCCCAUUUGUUCUGCUGACCAGGAUGCUUUGUUAAUGUUGAAAAAACAACAGGAAGAUAUGAGUUUGCGCCAAGAUUUAUUCGAAGCAUCAUUGCAGGGUAGCAGUGACAGAUUUAAAUCUAUGUUUGGCUUUUUAGGGAGAGGUGGAAUGGAAACUUCCCAAAUUGUCACCGACGGAAAAGCAACGUAA